AUGUCAGUAGAUCCUUUCAUAACAUACGCUGUGAAAACAAUCGGCGAUUUGCUGAUUGACGAAGCGAAAUUCCUCUACGGCGUCAAAGGCAAGGCCGAGGAACUUCAAUCCGAACUAAGUAGAUUACAAUGGUUCUUAGAAGACGCUGAGAAGAAAACAACCGAGAAGGACAGGUUCCAACAGUGGAUCUUUGAAGCCAGAGAAAUGGCUUUUGCCGCUGAAGAUUUUCUCGAAGGCUACGCUUUCAAAGUUGCAUCCACUAGGGAUGCAGGUUUGGCUUAUGUCGUCGUCAGAAGAAGCAUUUUCAUCUUGAAUGACUGUUAUCGCCGACACAAAACCGCGUCAAAACUGAAAUCUCUGCUCCAAAAGGCGUCCAAGCUCCAGAACAGCUUACAAGCGUAUGGAGUAAGAGACGUAAUAGAGAAUGAAGGCUCAAGUUUAAGGCCACAGCUUCUGAGGAGGACGUAUUCCUUUGUCGAAGAGGAUGACUUUGUCGGGUUGGAGGAUGAUGUGGAUCUGCUGGUGAAGCAUUUGGUGGGCACAGAUGAUCAGAACAUUGCCAAUCACAGAGUUGUUUCCAUAUUCGGGAUGGGCGGAUUAGGAAAGACGACGCUGGCCAGAAAAGUGUACAACCAUCCAAGUGCGAAACGCCAUUUCAGUAGAUUAGUCUGGAUUUGUUUGUCCCAACAAUGGCAAGCGAAGGAUCUGUUGCAGCGGAUAAUGAUCAGGCUCGUCCCUGAAAAGAAAAAGGAGAUUGAAAUGUAUUGGAGAGAAGAGGAGCUGAUCAGGGAACUUUGGGAGAUUCAACAGCAAAUGAAGUGUUUGAUAGUUCUUGAUGAUAUUUGGACUACUGAUGUUUGGGAAUCUAUUAAGAAUGCCUUCCCAAUGAGACAGGCUGUUGGUAGCAAAAUUUUGCUAACUACUCGUAUUCGAGAUGUGGCGCUACACAUUGACCCUGAUGGCUUCCACCAUCAACCUCGACUUCUAAACGAGGAUGAAAGCUGGAACUUGCUCCGAAGAAAAUCACUUAGACAAAGAUCUAAUGCAGGGCACAUCAUGAGCACUAACCAGAAUGAACUUGAAGAAUUAGGAAGAAAAAUGGCUACAUGUUGUGGUGGUCUUCCAUUAGCCGUGGUUGUUCUUGGGGGAAUAUUGUUAGCAAGAAAUAAUGUGAGCGAAUGGCAGGCUGUGCAUCAAGAUAUCAAGGCUUAUAUAUUUAAGGGCAAAACUAUUGGCAAAGAAGGUGAAUUACAGAGGAUUUUGGCUCUAAGCUACUAUGACUUGCCUUCCCAGUUGAAACCAUGUUUUCUGUAUUUGGGAUCCUUCGCGGAUGAUGCUGAGAUUCCUGUAGACACAUUGUAUCAAAUGUGGAUUGCAGAAGUACUUGGUGGAAUUGGACAACGUGGAAUGGUCCAACUACAAACAUCAGAGCUGCCUGGAAUUAGAGGAUUCAGGUCAUGCCGCCUCCAUGAUCUGAUGCGCGACUUUUGCUUACUUCAGGCCGAUGCUGAAAGUUUUCUCAAUUAUAUCAGAUAUUCCUCUGAAGGAAACGAUAGUUAUGAACCAUAUGGAUCACUAAAUGAAUCUUCCAUCUGUAAACUUCGACGCCUUGCCAUCAGUCUUGGUCCAGAUCAGUACAUAUAUGUUUCCCCCAAAAAGGAAAUUGCAAAGUACCUCAGGAUGUUUCAAUUGGCAGGGAACAAGAAAUUGUACGCGAGAGCCAUCAUAGAGUCCAUUAAUUCUCAACUGAACUGCUGUGUGGUGCUACGAGUUUUGUCACUUGAAGGUUUACAUCAGGAGGCUACCAACAAGCUGCCAAAAGCAAUAGGAAAGCUAGUCCAUUUGAGGUACAUGAGCUUGAGAGAUUCUUACUUUCAGUCACUCCCAUCUUCUCUUGGCAAAUUGAAGCAUUUGCAAACCCUUGAUCUAAGAUUAGGUAAUCAGAGUUGGAGAUUACCGAAUGUUUUCUGGAAGAUGACAGGAUUGACAUAUUUAUACCUACCUCAUGGGAGAUAUUAUAUGCAGUCGAACAGAUUAAGACUUGAUGGCUUGAACAAAUGUGAGAAAUUUGAAAACCUGGAGCUGAUUGCAAAUCAUGUUCAGAGGAGUAACAAGUUACAACAAGUGUCCAUCCACAACCAUUGUGAUUCCAGUUCAAUGAGUGGCGGCAAAGGGGUGAAGGUUCUAAAACAACUCUUCUUUGGAAGAAAUGUAUAUUGUUUGAGUACUUCAGUGGCAUUGUGGAAGGAAAGUCCUGAACUUGAAUCUAACAAUAUGUUGUCAAGCCUUGUUGAGUUAGAGGUUAAUUAUGGCGGCUUGGACGCCGAAGAGACAAUAUGCGAGACGGUAGAGAAAUUCAGCCAUUUGCGUAAACUCACAUUGAUUGGACUUCGCCGGAAAGAAAUGAUUUUCAAUGCUGGGGGUUUUCCUCAACUCAGGAUACUUGAACUUUGGAAGUUUGAGAACCUGGAAAGAUGGGUGGUGGAGAAAGAUGCAAUGCCUCACCUUCGUACUCUUUGGAUCUCGAGAUGGCCAGCCCUAAACGCAAUUCCUGAUGGUUUAAAGUUUGUGACUACCCUUGAAACAUUGAACAUCGAUACAAUGGCUCCGAAUUUCAGAGAAAGGAUCCGGACAUCAGAAAACCAAGAAGGCGAAGAUUUCCAUAAAAUAAGUCAUGUGCCUUUGAUUAGAUAUGAUCAUAACCCCUUGUAA
Messenger RNA from Oldenlandia corymbosa var. corymbosa, 2712 nucleotides. The record is from the annotation of a GenBank genome assembly. Lineage: Eukaryota; Viridiplantae; Streptophyta; Magnoliopsida; Gentianales; Rubiaceae.